Messenger RNA from Manihot esculenta (cassava), 1918 nucleotides. RefSeq names its product AP-2 complex subunit mu. Gene Ontology annotation, biological process: intracellular protein transport; endocytosis. Lineage: Eukaryota; Viridiplantae; Streptophyta; Magnoliopsida; Malpighiales; Euphorbiaceae. The record is from RefSeq and is a predicted model, not a curated record. The coding region runs from base 375 to 1691 and encodes 438 amino acids. The transcript is spliced from 13 exons. Gene Ontology annotation, cellular component: clathrin adaptor complex; cytoplasmic vesicle.
GUCUAGAUACUUGUUAGUGUGUCCAAAGCUCUGAAUACUUAUUAGUGUUUUGACAAUUAUUCAAAACGCUUACCGAACGGGCCCAAGGCUUAAGGCUGGUCCUUGCGCGCUAAAGGAAAGACGGAGAGAAGUGCCAUUGCUGAAUGCUGACUACGACUCUGCAAGAAGAAGAAAUUUCCGAUUCUUGUAUGGCAGAUCUUCUCGUCUAGCGCUCACCGUCUUCAUUUCUGCUCAAGUGAUAUUAUUUCUUAAUAAUCAAAUCGAUUCGCUUCAUUAAGCUUACAAUCUCCAGAUCUGUGCUUACCUUACCCGCCCUUGUACCUCCUUUCUGAAUUACUUGUUGAGUAUUCUGGGUCCGAUCCACUGGAUCAGCUAUGCCGGUGGCUGCAUCUGCCAUCUAUUUCUUAAAUCUUCGCGGUGAUGUGCUCAUUAAUCGUCUCUAUCGUGACGAUGUCGGUGGGAAUAUGGUGGAUGCAUUCCGAACGCAUAUAAUGCAAACAAAAGAACUUGGGACAUGUCCAGUACGACAGAUUGGUGGUUGCUCUUUCUUUUACAUGAGAAUCAGCAAUGUCUACAUUGUGAUUGUUGUCAGCAGCAAUGCUAAUGUGGCUUGUGCAUUAAAGUUUGUGGUUGAGGCUGUUGCAUUGUUCAAAUCAUACUUUGGUGGGGCUUUUGAUGAAGAUGCCAUCAGAAAUAAUUUUGUCCUGAUUUAUGAGUUGCUGGAUGAAAUCAUGGACUUCGGUUACCCACAAAACCUUUCUCCUGAGAUUUUAAAGCUUUACAUCACUCAGGAAGGAGUGCGCUCACCAUUUUCAUCCAAGCCGACAGAUAAACCCGUUCCUAAUGCAACACUACAAGUCACAGGUGCUGUUGGUUGGCGGAGAGAGGGCCUUGUUUAUAAAAAGAAUGAGGUUUUUCUUGACAUUGUGGAAAGUGUAAACCUUCUCAUGUCUUCAAAAGGUAGUGUCCUACGUUGUGAUGUAACGGGGAAGAUUCUUAUGAAGUGCUUCCUUUCUGGAAUGCCUGACUUGAAGUUGGGUUUAAAUGACAAAAUUGGCCUUGAGAAAGAGUCACAAAUGAAAUCCCGUCCUACUAAAAGUGGCAAAACAAUCGAACUUGAUGAUGUUACGUUCCACCAAUGUGUAAAUUUGACAAGGUUCAACUCAGAAAAGACUGUUAGUUUUGUCCCGCCAGAUGGUGAAUUUGAAUUGAUGAAGUAUCGUAUCACUGAGGGAGUUAAUCUUCCAUUUCGAGUAUUGCCAACAAUCAAAGAACUUGGUCGAACACGCAUGGAAGUGAAUGUUAAGGUCAAGAGUGUCUUUGGUGCAAAAAUGUUUGCACUUGGCGUUGUUAUCAAAAUUCCUGUUCCCAAACAAACUGCUAAGACAAGCUUCCAGGUGACAUCAGGUCGAGCAAAGUACAAUGCUGCAAUUGAUUGUUUAGUUUGGAAGAUAAGAAAAUUUCCUGGACAAACUGAACCCACUUUGAGCGCAGAAAUUGAGUUGAUUUCAACAAUGACAGAGAAGAAAUCUUGGACAAGGCCACCAAUUCAGAUGGAGUUCCAGGUUCCCAUGUUUACAGCAUCUGGUUUACGCGUUCGCUUCCUUAAGGUAUGGGAAAAGAGUGGGUACAACACGGUGGAGUGGGUCCGUUAUAUUACUAAAGCAGGCUCAUAUGAGAUUAGGUGCUAGAAAAAUGGGAAUGUGAGAGUUUCAAAUGAGGAAAUGGGGUUGAUUGAUGGAUUACUUGGCUAGCUGUUGCAGUCAAGUUGAAAGAAACCACUGCGUAAGAAAAAAAGCCUUCUUGACAACAAAAAUAUGCAUCUGGGUUUCUUGUGUUGAUUUUUCUUAAUUGAAGGUAGUGUUCUGCUGUUGAAUUUAAUAUUGGUUGAGCUGUAGAGGCUGGUCCUUGUUGAUUC